Messenger RNA from Drosophila ficusphila, 2063 nucleotides. RefSeq names its product uridine phosphorylase 1. The record is from RefSeq and is a predicted model, not a curated record. Gene Ontology annotation, molecular function: uridine phosphorylase activity. NCBI's taxonomy places the organism in Eukaryota, Metazoa, Arthropoda, Insecta, Diptera, Drosophilidae. The transcript has 6 exons. Gene Ontology annotation, cellular component: cytoplasm; cytosol. Bases 296 to 1339 code for a protein of 347 amino acids. Gene Ontology annotation, biological process: nucleotide catabolic process; uridine catabolic process.
CUCGCGCAGUUCUGGUCGUCGCUCUUCGUCCGUGUGCCAUUGGUUUUUGUGCGUGCUGCCAUCGAAAUAUAGAGACAGAGGAGAAAGGGGAGAAAGCCUUCCUGUUUGCUUCACGUGCCUCCAGAUAAACAAAGCAACUCAGUAAUCGAAAUACUCCAGUACAUCGCGACAAAGCAACGAGGAAUAAUAGUGCUUCAGCUUUGCCUUUUUGCUGCAUAUCAGGAAAACUAUUGCGAUAAAACCAACUCAAACCAAAGCCAAGCAGCACCUAGAACGCUUUACGGACCACCGCAAGAUGUCGCUGCUGCUCACAGGAAACAGUGCCUCCCUUUCCGAGGAGGAACUCGACGAGUACUCCGAUGGAACCGUCAAGCUGCGCAACUCAAACAUUGAGCUCAUGGACCAGGAUAUUCUAUACCAUCUCGCUUUGGGCAGCGAGAGCCACGACCUGCAGGAGAUGUUUGGCGAUGUUAAGUUUGUUUGCAUGGGAGGAACUCCGAAGCGCAUGGAGAACUUUGCCCAUUUCAUAAUGAACGAGAUCGGCUACAAGUUGCCAGCGGGCACUCAGCUGCAGGACAUCAGUGCCUACUCGUACCGAUACUCGAUGUACAAAGUUGGUCCUGUGCUCUGCGUCAGCCACGGCAUGGGAACGCCCUCCGUGAGCAUCCUGAUGCACGAGAUGAUCAAGCUGAUGUACCACGCCAAGUGCAAGGACCCCGUCUUCAUCAGGAUAGGCACCUGCGGAGGAGUGGGUGUGGACGGGGGCACCGUCAUCAUCACCGAGGACGCUCUGGAUGGCCAGCUGCGGAACUCCCACGAGUUUACCAUUCUGGGCGAAACCAUUCAUCGGCCAGCCAAGCUGGACAAGAAACUGGCCCGCGAACUGAAGUCCCUGGCCAGUGCCGACGAUCCGUACGACACCAUUAUUGGAAAGACGCUGUGCACCAACGACUUCUACGAGGGUCAGGGCCGUUUGGACGGCGCCUUCUGCGAGUUCAGCGAGAACGACAAGAUGGCCUACCUGGAGAAGCUGCGCGAGCACGGGGUGGUCAAUAUCGAAAUGGAGAGCACCAUCUUCGCGGCGCUGACCCACCAUGCCGGCAUCAAGGCGGCGGUGGUCUGUGUGGCCCUUCUGAACCGCUUGAACGGGGAUCAGGUCAAUGCCCCCAAGGAGGUGAUGAACGAGUGGCAGCAGCGCCCCCAGAUCCUCGUGUCACGCUAUAUACGCAAGAUCCUCACGCAUAAUGGCCAGCUAAAAUCGCUGUUUGGGCACCAAGGAUCCAUCAAGUCGCCCCGGCGCUUCAAGCUCGUCCAGCAGGAAUCUCAGGCCCACGAGUAAUCCGGGUUGCAUCGCCAGUUUCAUUUAAAGUUACCUUCUUACCGUAUAUGUAUGUGCGCAUCUCUCCAGUUUUAACAUUCCCUAGUUUAGCUUUGAUUAAGUUUCUAGUUUUAUUUCCGUGUAUAUCGCCCUCAUAUGAUAAUUUAAACCCCAGCAUAUUGUACGUAUUUUCAUUGAGCUGUUCAGCGCCGAAAUAUGUUAACACAAAUCUAAUAUAUAUAACUAUAAUUAAUAAAAAAUAUCACUGUGUGUGACGUUCAAAGGUUAUCAGAAAUAAACGCUUUUGAGAUCACAAAACUGCUUUGAAAGUGAGCCAGAAAAAUACGAAUAAUAUAGAAAAAUUAUAUUGUUAAUUGUUAUGUUGCAUAUUUUAAAUGGGGAUAACCAAUAAGAAAAGGUUUAACUAUAAUAUCGUUAUGCUACAUUUCUAUUUCAUAAAUUAUUGUCCUAUUGUAUUGAAUUUCCUAAAUAUUUGUUAAAUAUACAUGUUGAUAAGUGUUGCUACCUUACACUUAACUUACAGUUUAAAACAAAACCAACAGCACUAAUUCCUUCUCUGUCUAGUUAUAUUCAAAUAAAUUCAAAAAUAUGAAAAAGAACAAAAUGCUGAAAAAUAACAUCAAUAUGUUUAUGUGAAGCACAUGGAAAAUAUACAAGUUAUAUUGUAAAAACAAAGUUUAUAAAAAAAUAUUUCAACGGCAUAUUAAAAAACAAUUGCAAUUUA